Cydia amplana is the source of this 1358-nucleotide messenger RNA. Its product is annotated as NECAP-like protein CG9132. The record is from RefSeq and is a predicted model, not a curated record. The transcript has 5 exons. NCBI's taxonomy places the organism in Eukaryota, Metazoa, Arthropoda, Insecta, Lepidoptera, Tortricidae. Bases 157 to 858 code for a protein of 233 amino acids. Gene Ontology annotation, cellular component: clathrin vesicle coat; membrane. Gene Ontology annotation, biological process: endocytosis.
GUCAGUCUGUUCGUCACCGUCAGUACUUGCAUUUCCAAAUAUCCAAAAUAAAUUGUAUCGAAUGAAACAAAUCUUUGUUUAUUGUAUGGAAGGUUGAUUUAUUCUGUGAUUCGUCUCUUAAAAUGGAUACAUACGAGAGUGUGAUACUCGUAAAAAAUGAAGUUUUUGUUUUUAAAGUACCCCCUAAAACUACAAACAGAGGAUAUAGAUAAAAAGUGGGUGUUUUUUAGGGCAGCAGAUUGGAACCUGCAAGAGCCACAAUGGACUGGACGCAUGAGGCUAGUUUCGAAAGGGGAGGAAUUGGUAAUGAAGCUAGAAGAUAAAACAUCUGGCCAGCUUUUUGCUAAAUGCCCUAUCGAUAAAUAUCCGGGGGUGGCUCUCGAAUCUGUGACGGACAGCUCGCGUUACUUUGUUGUAAAGAUUCAGGAUGAUAAUGGUCGCAGUGCUUACAUUGGACUGGGAUUUGGUGACAGGUCCGACUCGUUCGACCUCAAUGUGGCCCUUCAAGACCAUUUCAAAUGGCUAAGAAAAGAACAGGAAGGCCCUGCCGCCCCCGCUCAGCAACUAGACCUUGGUUUCAAGGAUGGAGAGACAAUUAAGAUCAACAUGAAAAUUACUAAAAAAGACGGUUCAGACACGAAGCCCCGUCGCGGCGUGGGCGCCGGGCUGGCCGGGGGGCUGCUGCCGCCGCCGCCGGGCGGCUCGCGCCUGCCGCCGCCGCCCUCGCCGCAGCACGCGCCCUCGCCCGCCGGGCCCGCCGCUCCCGCCAGCUCGGAGUGGGGCGAUUACAACUCUGCUAGUGCUCCGAGCCAACAGGCCACGACUCCAGCAAGCCAGCAGAACUGGGUUCAAUUUUGAAUUUGUACAUAGAGUAUUAUUGUGAUUUGAUGUCUGUAAGUGUAGAGUGAGUGUGUUCUGCACAAUACUUAUUAAUAUACUUAAUAGUGUAGAAUUCAUAUUAACCUGCCUGUAGGCCAGAACCGUCAUAUUUUGUUGCAUUAAUAGCCAGAUGAACUUAAAGAAGACGUUAGAUGACAGAUCACAAUAAUAUAUCGCUAUAAUUAUAGAAAUACCGUUAGUAACGUAUGAUUUUUCUGUAUAUGUUGUAGCUCUACCAUCGAUAAAGGAUGUAUGUCAAGUCGUUCACUUUAUAUGUGACAUUCCACGGAUAAAGGUACUUUACACUUAUGCUAUUAUUAACAAUGCUCCAACUAACUAACUGCUACGAGAUGUACGCGCCGAUCACCAUAAGGUACUUUUACCCGUGAAACGUCACAAAUUGUUUUAUUUAUGUAAGUUUUAAAUAUAAAUUUGUUAUUAAUAGCUACUAAACGCAUCUAAAUUGGUUUUUGGCCGAA